Molecule: messenger RNA, 6138 nt
Organism: Capra hircus (goat)
Lineage: Eukaryota; Metazoa; Chordata; Mammalia; Artiodactyla; Bovidae
Product: zinc finger protein 91
Biological process (GO): negative regulation of transcription by RNA polymerase II
Molecular function (GO): DNA-binding transcription repressor activity, RNA polymerase II-specific
Source: RefSeq, a predicted model, not a curated record
CGGGAAAGCGCGGAGGAAUUACUCGCUGUCCUGGAAAAUAAAAAGGCAUAAUCCAGCGCUGUGUGUGUCUGGUGGUGUUUCGCCCACCGGAGGGCAAAAACACGAAUCUCGCUGCUUUCGUGGAUUCUGGGAAAUUCGAUUCAGGCCUGCGAUGUCGAAAACGUCACUUCUGGUCAGGGGGCGGGGCAGGAGCUCCUGCCCUUCUCGGGGAUCCUGGGAAAUAGUCCAGGAGCUGCGAAUAGUUGGAGGUAUUUCCGCUUUAGGAGGUUGCGUUUGCGGCCCAAGGUUCUCACAGGCCUUCCUAAGACUCAGCAGUUCCCCAGAAGGAGGAGGACAGAAUGUCCAAGUUCAAGGGCAUCAAUCCUUCACACCAGAUGUUCCAUCCCAAUUAGAGAGAGAAGAAAAGCUGCAAAUGAUAAAGACAGCAGCCCAGAGCUGUUGUUCCUCGGGAAAUCAGAAUCUAAAUGGCAUAGAGACUCUUCAAGAAGUUGGAUUAAGGUAUCUGCCACACGAAGAAUUUUUCUGCUCAAAAAUCUGGCUACAGGUUACAGAGGAAUUAACCAGGUGUCGAGAUUCUAUGGGAAUUAUUCAAGGAAUUGGCUCUCAAUUGGAAAAACAAAGUGGCACACUCUAUAAAGAUGAGUUCAGUAAAGACUUCAGUCAGAGUUCACAUCUUCAAGUUCAGCACAGAGACUACACUGGAGGAAAACCUUAUAAAGGGGUAGAGUGUGGGAAGGGUUUCAUAUGGGGCUCUCACCUUCAAAUGAACCAGACAGCCUCCACAGGAGAGAAGCCCUAUAAAUGUGAAAAAUGUGAAAACACCUUCCGUCGGUUUUCAAGUCUUCAAGCUCAUCAGAGAGUCCACAGUAGAGCAAAACUGAACAAUCAUGAUACGUCACAUAAAGGUUUUAGUCAGAGGUCAUAUCUUCAUCAACAUCAAAGAGUCCCCGCUGGAGAGAAUCCACACAGAUUAGAGGAGUGUAAGAGGAAUAUCAGAAAAAGCUCACAUUUUCAGGCUCCUCUAAUAGCCCACCCAUUGGAGAAACCCUAUAAAUGUGAGGAAUGUGGGCUGGGCUACAGUAAGCGCUCCUAUCUCCAUGUCCAUCAGAGAGUUCACACGGAAAAGAAACCUUAUCAAUGUGAAGAGUGUGGGAAGGGCUUCAGUUGGCAUUCACGCUUGCAGGCUCAUCAGCGAAUCCACACUGGGGAGAAACCUUACAAAUGUGAUGCGUGUGGCAGGGGCUUCAGUUAUAGCUCACACCUGAACAUCCAUUGUAGAAUCCACACAGGUGAGAAACCAUAUAAGUGUGAGGAGUGUGGGAAAGGCUUCAGUGUGGGUUCCCACCUCCAAGCCCAUCAGAUAAGCCACACAGGAGAGAAACCUUACAAAUGUGAGGAGUGUGGGAAGGGCUUCUGCCGGGCCUCAAAUCUUCUGGACCAUCAGAGAGGCCAUAGUGGUGAGAAACCCUAUCAAUGCGAUGCAUGCGGAAAGGGCUUUAGUCGAAGCUCAGAUUUUAACAUUCAUUUUAGAGUCCAUACAGGAGAGAAACCAUAUAAAUGUGAGGAGUGUGGGAAAGGUUUCAGUCAGGCCUCGAAUCUUCUGGCCCAUCAGAGAAGCCACACUGGAGAAAAACCAUACAAAUGUGGUACAUGUGGGAAGGGCUUCAGCCGGAGUUCAGAUCUUAACGUUCAUUGUCGAAUCCACACAGGAGAGAAGCCCUAUAAAUGUGAAAAAUGUGGGAAGGCCUUCAGUCAGUUCUCAAGCCUUCAAGUGCAUCAGAGAGUCCACACUGGUGAGAAACCGUAUCAGUGUGCAGAGUGUGGGAAAGGCUUCAGUGUGGGCUCACAGCUGCAGGCCCAUCAGAGGUGCCAUACUGGAGAGAAACCCUACCAGUGUGAGGAAUGUGGGAAAGGCUUCUGUCGGGCCUCAAAUUUUCUGGCUCAUCGUGGAGUCCACACAGGAGAGAAACCGUACCGAUGUGAUGUGUGUGGUAAGCGCUUCAGACAGAGAUCAUACCUUCAAGCCCACCAGAGAGUUCACACUGGAGAGAAACCAUAUAAGUGUGAGGAGUGUGGUAAGGUCUUCAGUUGGAGCUCAUACCUCCAGGCCCAUCAGAGAGUCCACACAGGGGAAAAACCAUAUAAAUGUGAAGAGUGUGGGAAAGGCUUCAGUUGGAGCUCCAGUCUUACAAUUCAUCAGCGAGUCCAUGCUGGGGAUGAGGGUGACAAGGACUUUGCCUCAUCAGAGAAUACACACAGCAGAGAAUCUAACCUGUAUAACUCAGGACUGUGCCCAUCCCUAGGCACAGGAGGAAAGAUGACCACAUUCAAGGAGGCAGUGACCUUCACAGAUGUGGCUGUGACCUUCACGGAGGAGGAGUUGGGGCUGCUGGACUCGGCCCAGAAGAAGCUGUACCAGGAUGUGAUGCUGGAGAACUUCCGGAAUCUGGUCUCAGUGGGGUGUCACCCCUUCAGACAUGAUAUAUUUCACUUAGAAAAGGAAAAAAGGCUUUGGGUGGUGAAGACAGCAACCCAAAGAGAAGGCAAGUCAGAAGAAAAGAUCCAAAGUGAGAUGGAGACUAUUUCAGAAGUAGGACCACAUGAAGAGCUUUCCUGCUGGCAGAUCUGGCAACACAUUGCAAGUGACUUAACCAGGUGGCAAGACUCCAGGAUAAACCGUUCUGAAUUCCGCCAACAACGUGACUCACCUAGCCAGAAUGGGGCAGGACUAUCUGUAAUUCACACAGGCCAGACACCUUCUCAGUGUAAUGAAUGCACAAAAUCUUUUGGUGAUCUCUCCAACUUUGAUCUUCAUCAACAAAUUCACUCCGGAGAGAAGUCUCAUACAUGUUGUGAGUGUGGAAAAAGCUUCUGUUACAGCUCAGCGCUUCGCAUUCAUCAGAGAGUUCACUCGGGAGAGAAACGCUAUAAGUGUGAUGAGUGUGGCAAGGAAUUCAGCCAGAGUUCACAGCUGCAAAUUCAUCAGAAAGUCCACACUGUAGAGAAGCCGUUCAGAUGUGAGCAGUGUGGGAAAGGCUUCAGUCGUAGAUCAACACUUACUGUUCAUUGUAAAUUACACACGGGAGAGAAACCUUACAAUUGUGACAAAUGUGGAAGGGCUUUCAUUCAUGCUUCACAUCUUCAGGAACAUCAGAGAAUCCACACUGGGGAGAAACCGUUCAAAUGUGAUAUAUGUGGUAAGAACUUCCGCCGCAGAUCAGCACUUAACAGUCAUUGUAUGGUCCACACCGGAGAGAAACCAUACAAAUGUGAGGAGUGUGGGAAGUGUUUCACUUGUAGCUCAAAUCUGCAUAUCCACCAGAGGGUCCACACAGGAGAGAAACCUUAUAAAUGUGAGGAGUGCGGUAAAUGCUUCGUUCAGCCUUCACAAUUUCAGGCCCAUCGAAGAAUUCACACCGGAGAGAAACCAUAUGUAUGUAAAGUGUGUGGUAAGGGCUUCAUUUACAGUUCAAGUUUUCAAGCCCAUCAGGGAGUCCACACAGGAGAGAAACCAUACAGAUGCGAUGAGUGUGGGAAGACCUUCAGGAUGAAAAUCCAUUAUCAAGUUCAUCUGGUCGUCCACACAGGAGAAAAACCCUAUAAAUGUGAGGUAUGUGGGAAAGGCUUUCGUCAGAGUUCAUAUCUUAAAAUCCAUCAGAAGGCCCACAGCAUAGAGAAACCCUACAAGUGCGAGGAGUGUGGGCAGGGCUUCAAUCAGAGUUCACGACUUCAGAUCCACCAGCUGAUCCAUACUGGUGAGAAACCAUAUAAAUGCGAAGAGUGUGGGAAGGGAUUCAGUCGUAGAGCAGAUCUUAAAAUUCACUGCAGAAUCCACACUGGAGAGAAACCAUACAAUUGUGAGGAGUGUGGAAAAGUCUUUAGUCAGGCCUCUCAUCUUCUGACCCAUCAGAGAGUCCACAGUGGAGAAAAGCCAUUCAAAUGUGAAAAGUGUGGCAAGAGCUUCAGUCGGAGUUCACACCUUCAAGCCCACCAAAAAGUCCACACUGGAGAGAAGCCAUACAAAUGUGGGGAGUGUGGGAAGGGCUUCAAGUGGAGCCUGAACCUCGACAUGCAUCAGAGGGUCCACACAGGAGAGAAACCAUAUAAGUGUGGGGAGUGUGGGAAGCACUUCAGUCAGGCCUCAAGUCUUCAGCUUCAUCAAAGUGUCCACACUGGAGAGAAGCCCUACAGAUGUGACGUGUGUGGUAAAGUCUUCAGUCGGUCUUCACAGCUUCAGUAUCACAGGCGAGUCCACACAGGGGAGAAACCUUACAAGUGUGAGAUGUGUGGUAAGAGCUUCAGUUGGCGCUCCAAUCUUGUAAGUCAUCACAAAAUUCAUACUGGGAUAUAUGAAAGUGAUGAGAGUGUUAAGAACAUCAGGGAAUUGUCAAAGGAAAGAAGUUGCACAAAAUGAUUGUGUCAAAAAACUCAUGUGCAACCCUGAAUUCUUGCAAGCGUCAGGUCUCAUAGGAGAGAAGGUAUUGCUUGUCGAAGCAGUAGCUGAACAUAUCCCAGUGUUCACCAGACCACACAGCAGAAACCUCCUCUGACUGGUGCAGUAAGGAUUGCAUUCAGAACUUUGACAUUCGUCAGAUACCACUUAGGGAGAUAGCACUUAGAGAGGAAGAGUUUGGUCUUGCCUUAAUGAAAGUGUAAGGAUGGGCUUGUCAAAACUGAUGUCCAGGAGAAUGUGAGCUCCAUGAGGGCAGGGACUUGGAUGCUGAAUCUACACAACCUUAACAUCGACUCUUGUUUGUAGGUGUGGUCAGCUCAUGUAUGUUAAAUAAACCAAAAGGGGGAAAUGUACACUAUAUGAAAAUUGUUUCAGGGGAGGAAACCUACCAAGUAAAUUUAAUUCAGAAAGUGAUCAUUUGUUGAAGUAUAGAAAACCACUUGAUAUUGUAAUCUGCAGUAUUAAUAUGAUAUGAGCCUAUUGCAGCUGGCUCCUUGCCUCCCACAGCCUCUGUUCUCAAGUAGGGUUAUUUUCUGAGGCCCUGUCUAGUUUUCCAAGGAUUGUGUCUAAUAUAAAAUUGAACUGUUUUGUGAUUUUCUUUCCUGACAGUACAAACUGAAAAUGUUACUAACUUUGCAACAAUAGGUAACUGCAUACUUUACAAUUGAUUUUUUUGUGAGUCACUCAAUGUUAAGGUGGGAUUUACUGUAACAUUUUGAAAAUGUCACAAAAAUGGUCACUAGAAAAAAUUUUGUUAGUCGACCUUGAACUUACUGAUUUCUAAUUCCCUGCAUUUUUAUCCAGACUUUGAAAUGUUUGUUUACUAAGAACUGUAGCAUUUCUUCUGUCAAAACUUCUCAGGUAGAGGCUAUGCCAUAUUCUUCACACACAUCCAUUCCUACCCAGGAAACUUGUAGGAAUUUGAUAAAAUUAUUAAAUGUAUUAUUGAGGCAAGAUUGACAUUUAUGUCCUUUGACCUACUGGUUAGCAGUAAAGCAUGGUUUUGGGAAAGGAGUACUUAUCAGUAUAUAGGUUAUAUAUCUCUUUGAUCUCAAAUUCAUAUAAUUGAAUGCUUUUGACUAUGAGGUUAAGAUACGAAAAAGAUAAGCAUCACAUCAAUGAUGUCACUGAAUUUUUUAAAUGGAAAUAAGUGUACAGCUGUAGGAAUUUGAGUUUUGCUAUAUUUGUAUAUUAAUCUGAAGCCAUUAAAAUUAUGGCAAAUAUAAUGGCAAGAGAUACACAAUAUGGGCUUUGAGAGGUCACAGAUUGUAACCUUCAGAUUAUAAUCGAAUCUGUGUGUGUGUGCAUGUAUGUGUGUGCAUGUAUGUGUAUUCAUGCACACAUACAUCUGUAUGUAGACAUGCAUAAGAUCGUGUGUAAAGGGAUACUCUUCCAUAGUGGUUUUCCUUAGUUAGGAGCAUUUUGUGGUAUUUUUUUCAUUUUAUAAUUUCAUGUUAUGGUUUUUUUCAUUGACUAGUACUACCAAAGCAAGAAAUUACAACAGAAUUUGAAAAAAUUACUACUAUAUAUCCCUUGUAGUUAACACCUCAUAAUAUGAUUGUUCUCUAUUGUCAUAAGGCAUAUAAAGAUCAAAAAUUACAAUAGGAUCCCAGAAGCCAAUUUCAAAAUUAAAAAAAAAAAUCUGAUUGUUUUGCAUACACAGAUAAAUUGAUGUUUCAACCAUU